This is a messenger RNA of Corticium candelabrum, 772 nucleotides long. Its product is annotated as ubiquitin-conjugating enzyme E2 J2-like. The record is from RefSeq and is a predicted model, not a curated record. The transcript is spliced from 7 exons. The coding region runs from base 50 to 724 and encodes 224 amino acids. NCBI's taxonomy places the organism in Eukaryota, Metazoa, Porifera, Homoscleromorpha, Homosclerophorida, Plakinidae.
AUAUUACCACUACACCCAUCCCUAUCGGCGCGCAUCUUUUUGUCCUUCGAUGACGAAGAGAAUCAGCACGACGGCAUCGAGUCGUCUACGACAGGACUAUCUGCGUCUAAUGAGAGAUCCAGUGCCGUACAUAACGGCCACGCCUCUUCCGUCCAAUAUCUUGGAAUGGCACUACACGGUGAGAGGACCGUCAGAGUCUUCAUAUGCAGGAGGAAUAUAUCACGGCAAGCUGGUUUUUCCGAGAGAAUUCCCGUUUAAACCUCCAUCAAUCUACAUGCUUACACCCAAUGGGAGAUUCAAAUGCAAUACACGGUUGUGUCUCUCUAUCAGCGAUUUCCACCCUGACACGUGGAAUCCCGCGUGGUCGGUCUCGACCAUUCUCACGGGGCUUCUCAGUUUCAUGUUGGAAACGGCACCCACACUUGGGAGUAUCGAAUCAUCAGACUAUCAGAAACGGAUGUUGGCUCAUAAGAGUGGUAGCUUCAAUCUCAGAAAUUCAACAUUUCGGGAACUAUUUCCCAACAUAGUCAAGGAAAUUGAAGGAGAGAUCAGACAGCGUGAGUCUUUAUCACAGACAGACAGCAAUCUCGACGGAUCAAACACUCUCAGUCAACAUACACGCAGUAAUAAUCCCAUAAACGGCUUCUUUGGAAACUUGAUGGUCGUCGUUGCGUUUGCCGUAUUCAUGUACAUUGUACGAUUCGUUCUCCUGGCGGUAGCCUAGUAUCUCACACAUUUGUAGUAAAUAGUCAACAUACGGGUAUUUGUGCAA